UCUGCUUCUGCGCUCGCUCCCAGAAGCUAGCUAGCUAAUCACCUCGAGACGGACUGUGGAAUCAAAAGUAGUGACAAGAAGAUGGCGGAGUGAUUGGGUUGCGCUUUGAAGGAAAGCAGCGACCCUUGAUUGUCCUGAUAUUAUACGAAGAAAUGAGAAUCGCAUCCAAAUUGUAGGUAGCUUCGGAAAUUUGACAAACAAGAAGAAUAUUGCCCCUCUUGCGGAGGUGGUUCAAACAGAUCGAACGGAAUUUCGCAGUUCCACUGGUGUCCAUUAGCUCUAGUGUGCUAACGUUAGCUAGCUUCCCCGAGGCACUGGGCGACGGACAUAUUAGGCACGUUAGGAGUGUUUUCAGAAGAAUCGUGUUCCCUUUUUCGUGAUGUGUUGGUUUUAUUUUUUCCAAGAUUUUUUACUAGCUAGCUAGCGAAUAACGCCUGAAAAUAACCACUGUUCUAGCUAGCUGGCUAACGUUACAUUGUUUCAAGUACAUCGCCCACGAGCAGCCAGGACUUCUGUGUAUGUUCUGAUAACGAGCUGGCCGAGAAGGGAAACCGACGGCGCAGUCCCAGAAAAUCCUAUUUUAAACUGAUCAGGAGUUGCUCGUGAUUUUGAGGAUAUGGCAAGCAGCAGCGGCUCUAAAGCCGAAUUUAUUGUCGGUGGGAAAUACAAGCUUGUCAGAAAAAUUGGAUCUGGGUCAUUUGGUGACAUAUACCUGGCGAUCAACAUCACAAAUGGAGAGGAGGUAGCUGUAAAAUUGGAAUCUCAGAAAGCCAGACACCCACAGUUGUUAUAUGAAAGCAAACUGUACAAAAUCUUACAAGGAGGAGUUGGAAUCCCACACAUAAGGUGGUAUGGCCAAGAAAAGGACUACAAUGUCCUAGUGAUGGACCUGCUGGGACCCAGUCUGGAAGACCUCUUCAACUUCUGCUCACGCCGGUUCACCAUGAAAACUGUACUAAUGCUCGCAGACCAAAUGAUCAGCAGAAUCGAGUAUGUGCACACAAAGAACUUCAUUCACAGAGAUAUCAAGCCAGACAACUUUUUAAUGGGUAUUGGCCGUCACUGUAACAAGUGUUUAGAAUCUCCAGUGGGGAAGAGGAAAAGAAGCUUGGCUGUUAGUUCUUCUCAGGACCCAUCUUUCUCAGGAUUAAACCAGUUGUUCCUCAUUGACUUUGGUCUGGCCAAAAAAUACCGGGACAACCGGACACGACAGCACAUACCCUACAGAGAAGACAAAAACCUCACAGGCACAGCUCGCUAUGCCAGCAUCAACGCACAUCUGGGAAUCGAGCAGAGUCGCCGAGAUGACAUGGAGUCGCUAGGAUACGUCUUGAUGUAUUUCAACAGAACCAGCCUGCCCUGGCAGGGACUAAAGGCUGCCACAAAGAAACAGAAGUACGAGAAGAUUAGCGAGAAGAAGAUGUCGACUCCAGUCGAGGUGUUGUGUAAGGGUUUCCCUGCAGAGUUUGCCAUGUACCUUAACUACUGCCGUGGGCUGCGGUUUGAGGAGGCGCCUGACUACAUGUACCUGCGUCAGCUGUUCCGCAUUCUCUUCAGGACCCUGAACCACCAGUACGACUACACGUUUGACUGGACAAUGCUGAAGCAGAAAGCAGCACAGCAGGCCGCGUCCUCAGGGGGACAGGGGCAACAGGCACAAACCCCUACAGGCAAGCAAACUGACAAACCCAAGAGUAACAUGAAAGUCGCCCCCCUCCCUCUCGUAGAGGGUAUCCCGGGUGCCCAGGGUUGAUGGUGGAGGAGUCAAACCAAUUUUUCAAAAAACCUGAAGCUGUUUUCAUCAGGUUUCUGAGCAGUAAGACAAAGAAAUUAAGACGAGUGGCCGUAGCAGGAUUUGCCUUCCAAUCACACCCCGGAUUCCAGGAUCAAAUUCACCAGAGCCUGCCAGGCAUUGUGGGCAACCCUUUUUUCCUGUAAAAGAACUUUCGUUCCAUAUACUAUAUAUGUAAUUGCUCUAUAUAGAUAACAUGCUCUGCAUAUAUCUAUAUAUUGGUAUGUAUAUACUAUAUCCACACAGAAAGCCGGCUUGGUAUGGAAUUUUACGAAGCUGUAGCCGUCUCUAUUGUCCUGUCCCUGAAGAUUUUUUUUAAUUUUUUUUGUGUUUCUUCAAAACUGAAAAUAAGACAUGGUUGGCUCACUGUGGAUGUUAUUGUGCACAUUGCAAUACUUUCCCCUUGAUACUUUCUCCCUCUGAGAUCUGCUGCUCGGGUGCCUGCCUCACCUCAUGGCCCCCUGUCAGAGCAGCUUUGUCCCCAUUCCCUCAGUCACCGAGCGUGGCACGAUGACCCAGACACACGUCAGUCAGAUUGAACAUUUUGAAACGACAAUUUUCUCCCUCAUUUUCAAGCAAAAUGAAAGAUGUAAACGGAAACUGUUCUUUAUGAAUGAAUCCUGGGUAUUUACUAAGCAAACAUUGGAUUUAUUUAGUUUCUUUUCAUAAAAAGGGUAAUUAAGAUUCUGCCUGCUGAUAUGUGCUAGAAGAGCUUCAAAUGUGAAGAUGAAAACAAUUCUAGUGACUACUAGGUUCCUCUUUAGAACGCUGCAUUAACUAUAUUGUACUUGGUAUUCUGAAGUCUCAAACAAUGAAUAAAAAAGAUCAACUCCACAAAAGCAUAUUCAUUAUAAAUUAGGCACCACUUGACUAAACCUGUUUGGAAAUUGCUUAUUUAAAAAAAAUGACACAAAUUAUUUUUAUUUUGAGAUGUUAAUGCCAAUCGACAAAUGUCGUUUUUUUUAUUUUUUCAUUUUUAUUCAUUGAGUUGCUUUGAUGGAUGGCAUCAAUGUUCCGUUUUUGAGAGGACCUCACACCACCCACCCUUCGGUUAUCAUUUUUAUAUAUAUACACUUUUUUUUUAAAGAAUCAGAACCUACUUUUUACCCCUUCAGUUUUAUAGAGUUGUCUUUCCCUGUAUUGAAUUGAUCAUUUUGGGGGAAGGGUGUUUUUGUUUCUUCUUCCUGCGAUGAAGCAGAUCCUCUUGUAAAAUAUUCUUUCUCUGCAACUAAAUUUCACUGCUGCUUAGAGUAGUGACCUUUUGUUCCCUAAUUUUUGUUCUUUUUUAUUGCAAAGAAAGUUUGAGGGUUUACAUUUCUGUAUACUUUGAGUCUUGAGGGAAGAAUAAUUUGGAUUUCUCACAGCCUUUAGUUAAGACAGAUGCACACUAGUAACUGUUUCUCCCCCUCCCUAAUAAUCCCCCUGACCCAGCUUUAGCUAUUUUACAGCUGGACAUUCUAUAAAAAAUGUAAUUUAUUCCCUUUAGCAUGUCAGAAUAAAUUUAAAUGACUUGUCAGAAUCACUGUCCAAGUCUCUGUAAUUUGAAGAAAACACAUAGACUUCUUCCUUAGGCCCGGAUGAUGGGGGGACUACAAUUUGGUCUUUCCAUUUUCUUGUCUUUACACAUUUACGUGUUGACUACCACACAACCCUCGUAUUGUGAGAAUCUUUCAAAUUUGACAUCAGCAGGGUUGGGGAUAGAUAAAAAGGAAAGAUGCAAAGGAUUUGUCUAAAGGUAUGGUCACUUGAUGCAAAGGGACAAAUUUGUGGAAAGGUAUUGCUGUAAUCUAGAAAAAGCAGUUCCUGUGAAAUAUUGUUGGGGUGGUGGGUAGUUGUAGGUGCCUGUGGUGGUGUUUUGAAGAAAAGAUCUUCCCGGAUUUAUAUCUGUAAAUAUUAAAAUGGAUUAAAAUA
This is a messenger RNA of Oncorhynchus masou masou (cherry salmon), 3703 nucleotides long. Its product is annotated as casein kinase I. Gene Ontology annotation, cellular component: nucleus; cytoplasm. The transcript has 12 exons. Gene Ontology annotation, molecular function: protein serine/threonine kinase activity; ATP binding. Bases 617 to 1753 code for a protein of 378 amino acids. NCBI's taxonomy places the organism in Eukaryota, Metazoa, Chordata, Actinopteri, Salmoniformes, Salmonidae. The record is from RefSeq and is a predicted model, not a curated record. Gene Ontology annotation, biological process: negative regulation of canonical Wnt signaling pathway; peptidyl-serine phosphorylation; signal transduction.